CCGACACGACGCGGAAAAAUGGUUUACUGUUUUGCUUUUGGCUGUAAUCACAAAAGUGGUCGCAACAAGUGCGGGUUUUUUCGGUUCCCAUUGGACACUGAAAAACGAGGCCAAUGGGAGCGGUCGUGUCGACGUGCUGACCGCAGCCUGGAUAUGGCCAACGACAGGAUUUGCUCGUGUCACUUUGUUGAUGCCGCAAAGCUGAAUGGGCCCACCUUGUUCCUGUGGACUAUGGGCAAGGUUUUCUCUUUACCCAAGUCCCGUGCUUCCUCAUGCAAGAAACCGAAAAGAACUUUCCUGAAUGUGUUUCCACGUCCAUCUGUGUCGGCAAAUCGGAACAAAGAUGUUGCCAUGACACUGACUGCACCCCCACUGCCACCAGCGCUGACCCAACAGGAACUCCUUGCAGCUGAGAACAAGGAGCUGCGACGCAGGAUCCAAAACCUCGAGGUGCAAGUGGCCAGUCUCUUGAUCGCGUCCAAGAAAAAAAGGUCAAUGACAAUAGGAGAUAUCUGUGGUAUUCCGGAGAAGAUGCUGUUCUACACGUCGCUCCAGUAUGAUGUGUUCUGCAUACUCAUUUCAUCACUGAAGCGGUUUGAGCUGAAGUACUUUUACGCUUGGAAGGUGAAAUCUCUUUCUCUGGAAGAUCAACUCCUUGUGACGCUGAUGAAGCUCCGACUCAACCUUAGGAACCUCGACCUCGCCCAUCGGUUCGGCAGCAGCGAGACUACGAUUGGAAAUGUGAUUAAAACCUUCAUCUGUGCAUUGCAUGACCUUUUGUUUGAUAGGGUGGUGGACCACAAGAUCCCUUCUCAGGCCAUCUGCAAGGGAUCCAUGCCCAAGUCUUUCCAGGAGUUCAUCAGCGACGCGAUGGAGGUCACACAGGACAUCCAGGGGGACCUUGGCAAAGAGUCUUCCGCAUACUCAAACUACAAGAGUUGGCACGCUGUAAAAGUUGAGCCAGGUGUCAACCUGAAUAGCGAUCAUGACUAUUGCAGCAAUGUGUACCCGGGGUCUACAUCAGAGGCUGCCAUCGUACAGGACUGUGGCCUUCUGCAUUCUCUGGAGGCGGGCGAUCUCAUUGUCGCUGACAAGGGGUUCACCAUUAAGAAGUUCAUUCCGCUGGGUGUGAACCUCAGCAUUCCACCUUUUCUAGCCAGCAAAAGCCAGUUCCUCAAGGAAGAGGCGGAACUUUGUCGGACGAUUGCUCGAGCUCAGAUUAAUAUGGAACGUGCCAACUUUCAGAUCGUGCAUGAUAUACCUGCUAAUUUAAGGCCACUGUCCAUAAAAAUUAUCCAGCUUUGCUCAUGCUUGUCUAAUUUGCAGCCACAUUUGCUGGCCGAGACCACAGACUGA
Thalassophryne amazonica is the source of this 1356-nucleotide messenger RNA. RefSeq lists its product as uncharacterized. The transcript has 4 exons. The record is from RefSeq and is a predicted model, not a curated record. The coding region runs from base 19 to 1356 and encodes 445 amino acids. Lineage: Eukaryota; Metazoa; Chordata; Actinopteri; Batrachoidiformes; Batrachoididae.